Messenger RNA from Salvia splendens (bonfire salvia), 486 nucleotides. RefSeq names its product probable ATP-dependent helicase PF08_0048. The transcript has a single exon. NCBI's taxonomy places the organism in Eukaryota, Viridiplantae, Streptophyta, Magnoliopsida, Lamiales, Lamiaceae. The record is from RefSeq and is a predicted model, not a curated record. The coding region runs from base 1 to 486 and encodes 161 amino acids.
AUGAUGAACGAGAUAUAUGAGGAAAUUUUUGGCAACAAUCAUGAGUUAUCAGAAGAGGAUAACAACAAUGGUGAAGAAGAAUAUGAUGUGACAGUGGAAGAGGAAGGUAACAACAAUGAUGAAGAAGGAGAUGAUGUGAUAGAAGAAGAUGACGAAAAUAACAACAGAGAAGAAGAAGCUACUGUGAUCCUAGAUUCUAAUGGUGUAGACGACGACGAUGAUGAUGAUGUUUCGGGUGAAGAUCUUAUAGCCAAGAUGGCUCCUAUGAAGGGAAUGGAAUAUGAUUCAAAAGAGAGCCUUAUGAAAGCCUAUCAAAAUUAUGCGAAGCUGCAAGGCUUUUCUAUUGCAAUACGUAGCUCGUCGUCUAAGUAUUACGUGCUUGCUUGCUUCAAAGGGCGAAAGCCUAAGGAUGUAAUUAUGAAGUUUACCAGACAAACGCAGUGUCCGGCUCUUGUUAAUUGCAUUGUGAGACUAAUGGUAAAGUGA